This is a messenger RNA of Panthera uncia (snow leopard), 3440 nucleotides long. RefSeq names its product transmembrane protein 8B (gene TMEM8B). Gene Ontology annotation, cellular component: plasma membrane. The record is from RefSeq and is a predicted model, not a curated record. The coding region runs from base 44 to 2848 and encodes 934 amino acids. The transcript is spliced from 13 exons. NCBI's taxonomy places the organism in Eukaryota, Metazoa, Chordata, Mammalia, Carnivora, Felidae.
GCGCCCCGCGCUGGCCGGUCCGGCCCCGCCCCCGCCCCGGGCCAUGGCCCAGCCCCUGUCCCGGCCCCUCGUCCUAUCCCCAUCCAGCCCUUGGCCCCCAGCCCCGCCCUCGCCCCGCUUCCCAAAUCGGUCCCAGCCCCGGCCUGAGUCCCAGCGAAUGCCCAGAUCCAGGUCCCGACCCAGGCCCCCGCUCCAGUCCCAGUCCCAGUGCCUUUCCUGGCCCCUAACCCCGCCUAUCCCCGUGUUCCACCUUCUGUCACAAAUCCCAGCCCAUUCCCUGUCCCGACCCCAUUCCCAGUGUUUGCUUAAGCCCCAGGCCCAAACCCUACCCUUGCUCCAGUCCCCAUCACAGCCCCUCCUUCCAUCCCUUUCCCUGCCCUUGUUCAAACCCCAGUGCCUAGCGCAGCCCAAUCCAUUAUCUCAGCCUUUGCCCUCGUCUCUGUGUUUACCCAAGUCUCUCCCACUACCCACCCCUCUCUCUCAUACCGUGCCCCUCUCCCAGCCUCGACUCAGGUCUGGGCUCCAGCUGCCGCCCGCCUUAUUGCUGCUGUUGCUGUUCUCUGUCUUUGGCCCAGGGGCUGGAGGCCUCUUCCUGACUGACUACUCCACCUGCUCACCCCGCAAGCUGAGUCCCUUCCGCUCCUUUGCCAGCACCGAGCUCUUCCACUUCCACGUUCCCGAGGACACGUUCCUGGCUGUUUGGAACCUCAUCAUCUUCAAGGAGCAGGGGGGAACUUUUGGGGACCACUGUCCAGACCAAAGUGUGACUGUGUAUUUCCGGUCCGGGGCACCCCCUGUCAUCAAUCCCCUGCACACACACUUCCCGGGGGACACAGCUGUGCCUGGGGUUUUCUCACUGACCCUCAGCUGGACACUGCCCAACCGCACCUCAGGCAUCUUUAACGUCAGCAGCCCCUUACCUGGGGACUGGUUCUUGGCUGCCCACCUUCCCCAGGCCCACGGCCACAUCUCUGUCAAGGGUCUCCAGGAUGAGUGUCAGUACCUCCUUCAGCCGCAGCUGAUUGUCCGGCGUUUGCUGGAUGUUGCUGUGCUGGUGCCUGGCCGUCCCUCAGAGCAAACCCUCUCCCCGCACAAUCGCUCAGCCCUGUACAAGGUCUUUGUGCCCAGCUUUACUUACAGGGUUUCAGCACAGCUGGUAUGUGUGGGGAGCCGCGGGGCAUUGUUCUGCCCCCUGACACUGCGCCUACGUCCCAAGGCCCCACCCCUGCACAACUCAAGCUCUGUAUCCUGUGGAGGUGCCUCGAUGUGCCAGCUGGAGCUGGCACUCCCCCCCUGGGGGCACUGGGUCUACGUGCGUGUGGAGAUACCAUCCCGGGGUCCUGGCAGGACCAUCCGCUUCCAGCUGUGUGUGCGGUUGCAAGAGUGCCCGCAGCCCAGCCUGUCCCGUGUCCUGGUCCCUGGAGCUGCCAUGAACAUGCCCCAGUCACUGGGCAACCAACCACUGCCCCCAGAGCCACCAUCCCUGGGGGCCUCUCCUGAGGGGCCUGGGGCCACAUCUCCACCAGAGCACUGCUGGCCAGUGCGCCCAACGCUGCGUAAUGAACUGGAUACCUUCUCUGUCCACUUCUACAUCUUCUUUGGCCCCAGCGUGGCCCUCCCCCCUGAGCGCCCGGCAGUGUUUGCCCUGAGGCUGCUGCCAGUACUGGACAGUGGGGGCGUCCUCAGCCUGGAGCUCCAGCUUAAUGUGAGCUCCCUGCGCCAGGAAAACGUGACAGUGUUCGGAUGCCUGACUCACGAGGUGCCCUUGAGCCUGGGGGAUGCAGCAGUGACCUGUUCUAAAGAGUCCCUGGCUGGCUUCCUCCUCUCCGUCAGUGCCACUUCCAGAGUGGCCAGGCUGCGAAUCCCCUUCCCACAGACCGGGACCUGGUUCCUGACCCUCCGCUCUCUGUGCGGCGUGGGGCCUCGGUACGUGCGGUGCCGGAACGCUACGGCUGAGGUGCGGCUGCGCACUUUCCUGUCCCCUUGCGUGGACGACUGCGGGCCCUAUGGCCAGUGCAAGCUGCUGCGCACGCACAACUACCUGUACGCGGCCUGCGAGUGCAAGGCCGGGUGGAGGGGCUGGGGCUGCACUGACAGUGCAGAUGCGCUCACUUAUGGAUUCCAGCUGCUGUCCACACUUCUGCUCUGCCUGAGCAACCUCAUGUUUUUGCCACCCGUGGUCCUGGCCAUUCGGAGCCGAUAUGUGCUGGAGGCUGCUGUCUACACCUUCACCAUGUUCUUCUCCACGUUUUACCAUGCCUGUGACCAGCCAGGCAUUGUGGUUUUCUGCAUUAUGGACUACGAUGUGCUGCAGUUCUGUGAUUUCCUGGGCUCCUUAAUGUCGGUGUGGGUCACUGUCAUUGCCAUGGCUCGUUUACAGCCUGUGGUCAAGCAGGUGCUGUAUUUGCUGGGGGCUAUGCUGCUGUCUAUGGCUCUACAGCUUGAUCGGCAUGGACUCUGGAACCUGCUCGGACCCAGUCUCUUCGCCCUGGGGAUCUUGGCCACAGCCUGGACAGUACGCAGCGUCCGCCGCCGGCAUUGCUACCCACCCACGUGGCGCCGCUGGCUUUUCUACCUGUGCCCGGGCAGCCUUAUUGCAGGCAGUGCUGUCCUACUCUAUGCUUUUGUGGAGACCCGAGACAACUACUUCUACAUUCACAGCAUUUGGCAUAUGCUCAUCGCUGGCAGUGUGGGCUUCUUGCUGCCCCCACGUGCCAAGACUGACCACCGGGUCCCAUCUGGAGCCCGGGCCCGGGGCUGCGGUUACCAGCUGUGCAUCAAUGAGCAGGAGGAGCUGGGCCUUGUGGGCCCAGGAGGGGCCACUGUCAGCAGCAUCUGUGCCAGCUGAGGGGGGGUCUUUGGGCCUGCCCUUGGGGAAUAUGAACCCUUCCUAGGGGCAGAGAGCCCUUCCUGGGAAUGUGGAGCCGUCCCAGGGAUAAGAGACAGGUUGUGUUUCUAGAGGCCACGGAGUCUUUCUUGAGGACAUGGAGCUCUUCUAGGGGCCUGGCGCACUUCCUGAAGGCUUGGAGUCUUCCUGCAUCCAUGGAGUCCUUCUUAAGGACUGGAGCCUGUGCAGGGCCACAGAGCCCCUCAGGACCAAGGAGUCACUCCUAGGGGUGCGGAGUCCUUCCCAGGGAAUGGAGCCCUCCUAAGGACAUGGAUUCCUUCCCCGGGAGACAAAGCCCUCUCAGAACAUGGCAUCAUUCCCGAGGAAAUGGAGUCCAUCUUGGGGAAACUGAGUCUCCAGAUCUUCCCAGCAGCUCAGCAACUCUGGCCUCAGGCUUCCUUCCCAAGGCAGCAUCUGGGCUGUGCCAUGCUGUCUUGUGCUGGGAGGGGCAUUGCAGGACAGAUGGGGCUGGGGCUGGGGCGGCUGGUAUUCUGAGUUGAUGCAGGUGGAGUCUGGUGUGUCUCCAAUGAAGUAUUUGCUGGUUCUGUGCUGC